UAGAAAACCCUCCCCAUCCCUUCUCCACGUCUCCUCCCGCCGUCUGGUGGAACCCUCUGCCGGGAGCCCUCUCCGGGAAGUCGCCAUCAACACCCAGAUCUCAUCGCCGCAAAGCUUCAUCCCCACUCAGUGUUCAUCGCCGUCGGCCCUCCUAACUCUCCUCUACCACCGCAACAACCUCCAGAUCUGAAGAGAUCCCGUCGUCUGAAAUCUAACCGCCCGCCGGCGUUCAAAGUCCGCAAAGAUUCCCACAAAAUCAAGAAGCCUCUCGUCGCUCCCAACCCCAAUCCACACCCACACACGAUCCAGCAGCAUCAAUCCCACCCGCAGUCGCAGCCACGCGCCCCCAUCAUAAUCUACACGCCUCACCAAUCCCCACGAUUUCAUGAACCUAGUUCAACGCCUCACCGGCUCUUCCUCCGCCGCGGCCUCCUCCUCCUCCUCCAAUCCUUUCACCGACGAUCCCGGCGCGAUGUCGCCAGCAACCAGGGCUUGUUGCCGCCAGGGAUACUGUCUCCGGGACCGGCUUCCCUGCCGCCGAUAUCUUCGAGCUUCUUCUUCGAUGAUGGGAUUCAAAAGAAUCGAUUUGGAUUCUGA
Messenger RNA from Linum tenue, 597 nucleotides. NCBI's taxonomy places the organism in Eukaryota, Viridiplantae, Streptophyta, Magnoliopsida, Malpighiales, Linaceae. The record is from the annotation of a GenBank genome assembly.